AUGCCUCCUCUAGACACCGAGUCUCAGUUCAAGUUCCUGAUCGUUUGUAUCAAGCAUUCGACCGCCGGCAAGGUCGACUUCGGUCGUGUCGCCGAAGAGUGUGAGAUCGUCAGUAAGGGCGCCGCAGCCAAACGGUACGAGCGCCUCAUGAAGGCUCAUGGCAUUACGACCGGCGGCAGCGGCUCCGGUGGGGUCAAGAAGGAGGUUAAAGACUCCAAAGACGGCAUUAAAACGCGUACUCCAAACAAGAAGCGUAAGCUGGCAGCAGUUGACGAGGGCGCUGGCGACGUCGAUGAGCCCAUAAAAACCGAGAUCAAAGGUGAAGUAAAAGCCGAGGACAUGGUGGCCGUGAAGGCAGAGCAGGAGAGCGGCGCGGGUCGUCUCAACGAUGUUGAUGCCGGUGCUGGCGGUGGUGCUAGCAGUGGUGGUAGCAGCGGCGCGAGCAUCGAUACCGCUGUUGCUGCACCCGCCGUGUUCGUCAACGGUCCACCGUCGGCCAUAGGACAACGAAGCUUUGGCGGCAUCGCGUCGUCGCCUUCGGGAAACGUGCAGGGUAACAUCGACGACGGCAACGGCGAUGAAGUCCUCGUCAUCUCCGCCACGGAGAGGCGUGACGGCAGCAGCGUCCCAGCACACGGCGGUGACGACGGCCACUACAACUACCACAGCCACCAGCACCACCACUCACAUCCGAAUCCGCACUCACCCGCUCCGACGAUCCCGGGGAUCCGUUCAUUUGACUACGCCGCUAACAUGGGGUUCCCCCCGCAGAUGAGUCCGACGACGACGACUACGACGACGGCGGCGGCGAAGAUGACGCCACCGUCGCAUAGUCCGCUGCCCUACGGCUUCCCGCCUAGUCCCUGGAUGUACUCGCACAACUCGCAUGGGUACCUCUAG
Durotheca rogersii is the source of this 900-nucleotide messenger RNA. RefSeq lists its product as uncharacterized. Lineage: Eukaryota; Fungi; Ascomycota; Sordariomycetes; Xylariales; Xylariaceae. The transcript is spliced from 3 exons. The coding region runs from base 1 to 900 and encodes 299 amino acids. The record is from RefSeq and is a predicted model, not a curated record.